CUCGCGAAGGACGAAGCUCGAGAGGGACUGGGAAAGGACACAGCAGCUCGAGCUCGAAGGAGCGAGGCAGUCGUCGUAGUCGAAGGGAAGAGUUCUCAUCAGAGACGUCGUCGUGUGUUGUCCCCGUCGAUCGAUCGAUCGAUCGAUACAUUUCGACAGAGACUGCCGCAGGUCGUAGUCGGGCGCAGAGGAGGUCGAUCAGAGGAGAGUUGGAAGGGGCGCCACGAUGUCGACGGGGCAGCUGUUCUCGAGGACGACGCAGGCGUUGUUCUAUAAUUACAAGCAGAGCCCAGUGCAGCGCAUGCUGGAUUUCGAUUUCUUGUGCGGCCGCGAGACGCCUUCGGUGGCAGGAGUGAUCAACCCCGGGUCUGAGGGCUUCCACAAGCUCUUCUUCGGGCAGGAAGAGAUCGCUGUUCCCGUGCACGGCACCAUCGCCGCUGCCUGCAAAGCGCACCCGACGGCCGAUGUGUUCAUCAACUUCGCCUCGUUCCGAAGCGCCUUCGCCUCCUCGAUGGAGGCUCUGCUCCAGCCUACGAUUAGGGUUAUUGCCAUCAUUGCCGAGGGUGUCCCUGAAGGCGACGCGAAGAAGCUCAUCAGCUACGCCCGCGCCAACAACAAGGUCGUCAUCGGUCCGGCCACAGUCGGAGGAAUUCAAGCCGGUGCGUUCAAGAUCGGUGACACAGCGGGCACCUUGGACAACAUUGUCCACUGCAAGCUCUUCCGCCCCGGAUCUGUCGGUUUCGUCUCCAAAUCGGGCGGUAUGUCCAACGAGCUGUAUAAUGUGCUGGCCCGUGUCACCGAUGGUUUGUACGAGGGAAUAGCCAUCGGAGGCGAUGCGUACCCGGGAUCGACUCUGUCGGAUCACGUUCUUCGCUACAACAACAUUCCCCAGAUUAAGAUGAUCGUCGUGCUGGGCGAGUUGGGAGGCCGCGACGAGUACUCUCUGGUGGAAGCUCUGCAGCAGGGCAAGGUCAAGAAGCCCGUCGUGGCCUGGGUCAGCGGCACUUGCGCCUCCCUGUUCAAGUCCGAGGUGCAAUUCGGUCAUGCCGGAGCCAAGAGCGGUGGCGAAAUGGAGUCGGCUCAGGCCAAGAACAAGGCAUUGCAGUUGGCCGGUGCCGUCGUGCCCACCUCCUUCGAGUCCUUCGAGCAAGCGAUCAAGGAGACGUACGACGCGUUAGUGAAGGAGAAGGUCAUCGUUCCUCUCGAGUACAGCCAGCCCCCGGCUGUUCCUGAGGAUCUCAACGUGGCCAUCAAGAACGGACGAGUUCGCGCGCCGACGCACAUUGUGUCCACAAUCUGCGACGACAGAGGCGAGGAGCCCACCUACGCCGGUGUGCCCAUGUCCACCAUCAUCGAGAAGGACUAUGGCCUGGGAGAUGUCAUCUCCCUGCUCUGGUUCAAGCGCAGUCUGCCCCGGUACUGCACGAAAUUCAUCGAGAUGUGCAUCAUGCUCUGCGCGGAUCACGGCCCUUGCGUAUCCGGAGCACACAACACCAUUGUCACCUCCCGCGCCGGGAAGGAUUUGGUGUCUUGCCUCGUUUCUGGUCUGCUCACCAUCGGCCCUAGAUUUGGAGGCGCCAUUGACGACGCUGCCCGCUACUUCAAGGAAGCAUACGAGAAGGGACUGGCCCCCGACGCAUUCGUCGAAAGCAUGAAGAAGAGAGGAAUCCGAGUUCCCGGUAUCGGUCACCGAAUCAAGAGCCGUGACAACCGUGACAAGCGAGUGGAGCUGCUGCAAAAGUACGCUCGGACGCACUUCCCCUCCGUCCGAUACAUGGAGUACGCUGUGACCGUCGAGAAUUACACAUUGAGCAAGGCCGCGAAUUUGGUACUCAACGUAGACGGUUGUAUCGGGUCCCUUUUCCUCGAUCUUCUGGUGAGUUGCAACAUGUUUUCGCAGCAAGAAAUCGAUGAAAUCAUCGAAAUUGGUUACUUGAACGGCCUUUUUGUGUUAGCCAGAAGUAUCGGAUUGAUUGGGCACACCUUCGACCAAAAGCGCUUGAAGCAGCCCCUGUACCGUCACCCCUGGGAGGAUGUCCUCUACACCAAGUACUAGGAAGCGAAUCAUUCGAGUCUUCCCCUCAUAAUUUAGUUUCACCUUUCUGCUCGAAGGAAACUGUCGUAGUAGUCUUGUGGGUGACCCUUAGACCAACCUGGUGAUGAUUUAUUAGAUUCACCAUCAUUAUUUUCAAGCUUAGAAAACCACACCAAUUUGUGGUCAGAUCGAAUAUGCAGAAGAUCGAGGGUAGAUACUAUUCCGGAUGUAACGCAACAAAUUGAGUAUGCAGCUCAUCUCUGUAUAUAUUGGAUUGUGGACCGAAAUGAACUGGAACUUCAUUUCCCUCCAUUUUUAUUCAACCGCCCCUUGU
Messenger RNA from Marchantia polymorpha subsp. ruderalis, 2369 nucleotides. NCBI's taxonomy places the organism in Eukaryota, Viridiplantae, Streptophyta, Marchantiopsida, Marchantiales, Marchantiaceae. The record is from the annotation of a GenBank genome assembly.